AUGAGCGCGGGUCGCAGCGCACAAGGCUGCGGCGCUGCCGCCGCAGAUGGCCGCAUGACUCUCACGCGCAGCCCGGAGGCGGCGGAGAGUUUGCCUCGGCGCUGUGCGGCGGUGUCGCGGCCUCCCUGCGGUUCCGGCGGCCCCUCCGUCUGCCUCGAGGGCAGCCUGAUGGGGCAGACGGUUCUGCUGAGCCAAAGCACGCAGUGGCGGGGCCACACCGCGUCGCCGUCGCUGGCUGCCCCUGCGCCUCCUGCGCCCCUAGACAAGGGCAGCAGCGGCAACGGCAAUAGCGGCGACGGCGGCCAGGAGAGCCGCCCAGACUGCACGGACGCCCCGAGCGUCACGGUUUCCCUGGUAACUUCCGUGAACGAGGGCCCGAGUCCGUGGCGGCGGGUGCAGCUCGUCACGCUGCCCCCCUCCAGCGUGGUGUGUGGGAGCCCGCUGCCGACGAUCCCUGCGGGGGCGGCGACGACGCCGUGCGCCCAGCGCGCCGUCCGAACUGAGCAGAACCCAGCUCAGACCGGCGCGGCGCCGCCGCUUGCGAUGUCCAACUCGCAGCGCAACAUGGAGGCCUCCGCCAGCUACGGCGACAGGACGCCGCUGCGUGAGGCGAGCCCCUCGCGGCCGCAGUCUUCCGUCCUCUCGGUCGGGGAUGCGUCGCGGCGGCUGAAUUUCUCCGGGAUGUCCAGUAGCAUGUCGUUUCGCCCGCCGGUUGCAAGCCCCUGCCUCGCGGAUCUCCCGAAGGGGUCCCCGUUGGUGUUUGACGGCUCCCUGAAAUCCACAACGCCGACGCGUGCGACGCCGGUUGCCGCCGCAGCGCUGCAGCGGCCGAAGCCACGCCCCACGACCCGGGGGACGCCCACGGCCGGCUCGCAGUUUGCCACCACCUUCUGCGGGCGGCGCUCGUCCUUUGCCCCUGGCAGCGGUCUGCCCCUCGCCCGUGGUGUGAUGGGGGGCAGCGGUGGGGGCUCGCUGCGCGCCGCCGCCGCGAAGGGCCACGUCUUUGCGGACCCACACGACCCGGCCGCCUUGGCAAGGCGUCAAAAUCCAUCGGUGACCCCCGCGCCAGACACGGGUGUGUUUCAGCCAUGGAUGCCGCUUGGCCACGAGCAGGAGGCGCCUGCGGCGGCGGCGCCAGCGUGGGUGCCGCUGGGCCAGGGGAUGGAGUUGCUCGGGCAGAGCCGCAAUGAACCCGCCGGCGCCGAGGGCGAUGACGCGGGGAAGAAGAGCCCAUCCCCUGCCCGCUUUGAGGCCACCGGGCUUGGCUUUAGCGGCAGCGCGGAGGGCGGCCCCCAUGCGACGGCAAUGCUGGAAGCGACGGUGCUCGAGAUGCGGCUGCAGGAGGGGUCAAUUUCGGUCUCGGUGCCGUCCCCCGCCAACACCCCGGCGCUCGCGGAAGGCGAGGAGCACCGGCACGCCAAGCCCCCACAGGAGGCGAGGGAGGGCGCGGCGGAGCCGGGCGCGGAAAGGCGGAGGCCCUCCCUGCGCAACCGCUCCCCCUCGCAGGUGAACGUGGAGCCGCACGCCGUGGUGAAGCAGGAUGCCCCGGCCGCGGUGAGUCCCGCCCCGGCGCAGCCAACAGAGGCGCCCGCGCCGACACGGCAGGCGUGA
Messenger RNA from Trypanosoma conorhini, 1611 nucleotides. RefSeq lists its product as uncharacterized. The record is from RefSeq and is a predicted model, not a curated record. NCBI's taxonomy places the organism in Eukaryota, Euglenozoa, Kinetoplastea, Trypanosomatida, Trypanosomatidae. Bases 1 to 1611 code for a protein of 536 amino acids. The transcript has a single exon.